This is a messenger RNA of Mercurialis annua (annual mercury), 1406 nucleotides long. RefSeq lists its product as uncharacterized. The record is from RefSeq and is a predicted model, not a curated record. The transcript has a single exon. NCBI's taxonomy places the organism in Eukaryota, Viridiplantae, Streptophyta, Magnoliopsida, Malpighiales, Euphorbiaceae. The annotation marks the transcript as partial.
UUAUUCUGUAAAUGUGAAUGUAAUUAGAAUGGUUUAGUCAAAUAUUUGUAAUUAAUGUUGAUUGAUCAUAGGCUUGAUCAUAGGCUAGAUUACCUACUACUGGGUUGUAUUUAUAUUGAUAGUGAUCAAUGAGAAAAGGCAACAGAUUAAACUCUUUCAUGGUAUCAGAGCAAAUUCUGAUCUGAGGAAAUUUUCUUUCACUUCUUCCGCUAUCUCUCUCCUUUUCUUUUUUUGGCAAUUACAUUGCCUCACACUGGCAGCAGCCCUUUGCUGGCCAUUCCCUUCUCCUUGUCUCCAAUCUGUUCAUCUCUUCUACUAUGGCGGACACAAAAUUCCAUCCCGCCCUUGGUGUUUCUAACAUCAAAAAUCAUAUUCAAAUCACUCUAGAAUUUGAAAAUGUGCAAUACUCUACAUGGGCAGAAUUAUUCAAGAUUUGUGCUCGCUCUCACAAGGUUCUUCACCACAUCAUUCCUUCGGAGAAGGAAAAGGCUCAUAGUGAACCCAAGAAUGAAACCGAAGAAGAGUUAUGGUCGACCCUUGACGCGACUGUUCUUGGUUGGAUUUAUUCAACUAUUUCCACCGAUUUACUUCAAACAAUCAUUGUUCCCGGAUCCACGGCAAUGGAGGCGUGGAAUCGAUUACGAGACCUCUUUGAAGACAAUAAGCACUCUCGUGCCGUGGCCCUUGAGCAAGAGUUCUCCCAUACCCUUAUGGAGGAUUUUCCUAAUGUUUCGACGUAUUGUCAACGCCUCAAAGAGCUUUCCGAUCAACUUAAAAAUGUUGAUGCACCGGUCUCCAACGAUCGCUUAGUCCUUCAAAUGGUCUCAGGCUUAACUGAAGCUUUUAAUGGGAUUGGAACUCUUCUCCGACAAAGUAAUCCCCUUCCUCCAUUUUACCAAGCUCGGUCUAUGCUCACUCUUGAAGAAGCAGGUUUGGCGAAAAAGGCUGCUACGGCUUCUAACUCGGCUUUGGUUGCACAACCUCCAGUGGAAGUUUCUGGAAAUCCUAUGCAUGGAAAUGGUGGCAGGAGAAAUUUAGGGGGACGUAAUGGAGGAAAAUCUCGCGGCAGUGACCGUGGGAAAAACAAAACCGGCGGUAGAGGAAACAACGGAGGCGGCAGCAACGCUGGUGAUCGUCGCCGGCUGCAGCAGUCACCGACGGCAGCCCCAUGGCUCUUCCCCAUGUACGGCAGAGGUGGUGGUGGAGUCAAUAGUUGGGGGUAUCCUUCACCUCCUUCAUGGCCUUGGCCACCUUGUCCAUACCCUUCAACAUGGGCCAGCCCCAACUACAACAACAGCAAUGGCAGGAAAGGAGAAGGAGUCUUGGGCCCAAGACCACAACAGGCCCAGCAGCAGGCCUUUUCAGCCACUUCUGAAUUUGCUUCAACGGACAUCGAAUCUGCCAUG